UUCAAGAAAUAGCAAUAGCAAGUGGUGGUGGUGGCAAAAAUAUUAUUACAUUUUGUUUAUCGUUAUUACCAUAUUUAUACAUCAUUCUGGUGUCCCCAAAGAUUUCCAUUUCUUCGGUGCAUUGUGUUGUAUAUUUCCUUCAUUAAUGUUAGCAGACCGUAGUGAACCAUGUCUGACAAUAAAAACGUCGAUAACAUUCCUGAGACGGGCCAACCGGAGGCCCCUGAUAUCAAUAUAGCAGUAGCAGCCAGUGAGGUGCCCAGUGUAGCAGGAAGUGUAAAAAGUGUGAAGACACAACAGCGAGUAUCAUCUUCCUCUGAGAGACAGAUCAAGUUUGAAAGAGCUCAGAAGUGCCUAGAAAAUGCAGUACUGGUGUCAAAACGGAUCAAGGAACACCGCAAAGCUACUGCUGAACUCUUGGGAAGACCCUUUGAAGAUGAUGAUCUCGACGACUCGGUGUCUGAGAUGGCAUCCACCGUGAGUGAAAGAACUGGUUACUCCGCGGCCACCGACACAUCCACCACUCUCUCAGUUCAAGAAGCCUUAAACAUUCCAGGCAUCAGUGAAAGUUUAGCAAAUACAUUGAAACAGAAGGAAUUACUAAUGGAAAGGAUAAAGCAAUACAAGGAAAUAAGCAAAAAACCUAUGUAUAAAUCACCAGUUAGUAGAAAAGACUCAAUUUCGGAGUCCAAAUUUGAAAUCAAAAAGAGUUUAGGUACCAGUGAUGUUACGCAGCUUCACAACACAAUCAAAGAAAAGGAAAAUGCUUUGACUUUAAUCCAGGUAAAAAUGAAGUCAAUGGAAAACACCAUCCUAGAUUUACAAGAAAAGAUCAAUGAAAAAGAUCAAAUAAUUGAAGCCAAAAACAAAGCAAAUGUAAUUAUGUCAGAAAGUUUUAACAAAAAAGAAAAAGAAUUACAAGCUAUACUUGAGGACACAAGACAGCAAAUGUCAAAGAUGCAAGAAAAUUUUGUUGAAAUAGAAGGUAAAUGGAUUAAAGAAAAAAAUAAGAUGUCUGAAGAACUGAAAGAAAAGGACGAUAAAAUUAAACAUCUGGAAGAAGCUAAAGCCAUCUUAGAUAAUUCUAGAUUUGAAAUUAGUGUUGACCAGUCUAAACUCAUAGAGGAACUUGAAUCCAAAAACAAGGAAAUUUUAUCUUUAAAAGAGAAAAUUGAGCUAUUAGAACAAAUGUCCUCAGAAACGUCGUCAUCUGACCAAAUCGAAAUAGUUGAAGUAGAAAAGGCAAGUUUAGAAAUAACGGAUACAACUGAGCUUAUGAAAAAGAUAGAGUUUUUAGAAAAUUUGAAUUCACAAAUUAGGCAAACUAAUAAGGAGUUAGAAAAUAACUUGUUGAAAAAUAUUCCUGAAACAAAAUCUACUGCUACAGGUUCCCCAAGCAAAAGCACCAAAAGUCCUCUUCCCACUCGCAAAGGUGGUAGAGCUACUAAAUCUAAAUCACCUUGGAGUAACAUUUCGUCUGAAUCAGCAGCUGAAUCAAAAGAAGAUAAAAAAUCUACCAAAACUGAUCUUUCCAAGCUAGAGACAGUCAUCCAGUCGCUCAACAAAGAUAUUCUGGAGAAAGAAUAUGAAAUAACGAAAAAAGAUGCUCUGAUUGCAGAACUUCAGACUACAAAUUCUACAUUUGAAAGUACUCUAAAAGAGCUUCAAGCGACUAAAGAACAGCGAAAAGAAUCUGUGGUGACAUUUGAUGUUGGAAGCUCAACAGAUCCUACGGCGAUUGCACCUUCUAUAGAAGGCCAAAACGAAGAAAUGAGUUCUGAAGAAGUGAAGAACCUCCAAACAAAACUGAAAGAGGCAGAAGAUCAGAUUGCAAGUCUUACAAGCGAAAUUGAAGCUGCUAAUAAGAAUAUGAUUAAAGUAAAAUCAAACCACAAGUUAAAAUUAAAACAGAUGCAGAAAACUAUUGACAAUUUCAGCAAAGUAUCUGACUCAAAUGCAGAAAUAAUUAAACUUAAUGAAGAAAUGCACCAAUUGACGCAAAAAGUGGCAGAGCUAGAAGAAGAGAAGGGCAAUCUACAGUUGCAUUUGGUGGAUUAUGAUAGUGGGCGAUUGACAGAAUCUGAUGUGUACAAGAAACUUUUGGAAAUGGAAAACCUAGCUGAGACAAGAUUAAAAUCUAUCAGUGUUUUAGAAGCGCAAAAAUUCGACUUAGUCCAAGAAUUACACGUUUUACAACAAAAGAAUGCUGAAAUGGAAGACAAAUUGGAAGAUAUGUCUCAUUUGCACAGUGAACAAGUCAGCUCUGAAAUGAAAUCUGUUCAAUUGGAGGAACAAGUAGAUGAACUUACAGCUUCACGAAAAGAGUUAGAACUUGUGGUGGAAAACCUCAAACUUGACAAGGAACAUUUAAACGACACAAUUAAGUUGUUAGAAGAAGAAAAAGAGGAACUUAAUCACAAGUUGCAACAUUAUGCCCAAGAAAACAUCGAAUUAACAGACAAACUUGAGAAACUUAGUGCAGAAAAGGUCAGUUCUGCUGAAUCCAUAGAAAUCGUUGAAUCACUGACAACUCAAGAGAAGCUGGAGCUUGAGCAGUAUAAUAAGGGAUUAACAGAGAGCAAAGUAGAUCCGGAUCGCACUGACGAGUACAAAGGGACGUUAACCCCAGAAUGCAAUGAAAAUAUCGAAAAACUUGUUGAAGAAAGUGCAGAAUUAAAUAAAAAAAUUGAACUAUUUACUCAAGAAAGACAGGAGGUCAUGGAGAAGAUGGGACAUAUUAGUACAGAAAACGAAACCCUUCAAAAUACUAUAGUUGAGUUGACUGAAAAGUGUAGCUGGCUAGAGUCUAAUAUUAAUGAUUUGACAAAACAGAAAAAUGAUUUUGAGGCACUAACUGAAGAUCUCAAUCGUCAAAUCGAAGAGCUAAAACGUGAACGCGCUGAAACGAUUAAAAGCAGCGUGGAUGCCACCAAACCAUCUAGUAUCGAAGACGUUGCUGAAGCAAUAGCAUCUGACUCACAGCAUGAUGAUAAGUCAACUGGUGAUAAGGCCGUUAGUAGAACCAAAUCUGUUAAACAGUUGACAAAAGAAAUACUAAAACUUAAAAAUACGAUCAAAGAAAGAGAAGCUGAAAUAGGAGACUGCCAGAUGAAAAUAUUAUCGUUAGAAGAGCGCCAUCAGAAGCAAAAUGAACUCAUUCAGAAUAACGCUUCCUAUGAAAGUAAGAUUAAAGCUUUAAUAGAAGAAAACAAACAAUUAAGGGAAGAAUUGGGAGUCGUGAAAAAAGAUACAGAAGCUGAGCAGCAACUGAUAAAAUUACAAGAAGCUAAUAAUUUGUUGCAUUUAGAACUUCAAAACAUACAGAAAGAAUAUGCAACCGCAAUAAACACUCGCGAUGCCAGGAUAAAUGAAGUUGAGAACAUGUUACUAGAUUACGAGAAACAGAUAAUAAAUUACAGUAACUCUUUACAACAGAAAGACAAGGAAAUUUCAGAAUACAUUAAUCAGAUAACUAAAUUAAACGAUGUUUCUCAAAAAUUAAAAUCAACUGUGGAUUUACUCGAAGAAGAGAAAUCAAAAGAUCAAAAUGCCGAUUUAGUAAAGUCGUUAAAUAAACAAAUCACAGUUUUCCAGCGAAAACUAACUGAAUAUGAAGAUAAAUUGAGAAUGUUUGAAGAGGAAAAAUUACAAUUACUUAAUUUAAAAAAUACCAUGGAGGCCAAAAAUUCGGCACUCGACACAGAAUUACAAAAAAUGCAGGGUGCAUUGUCGGAAAAACAGGCCCUCAUUCAAGACUUGCAAAUUCAACAACAGAAACACGUAGAAGAAAUGAAUUCCGUUACCGAACAAGUCAAAGAACGAGAUGAAGAAAUUCAUGAAAUUAAAUUGCAGCUGAGAAAAGAAUCUAUUGAAAAUGAGAAGUUACGCAACAGUUUGUCUGAAAAAGACAACACAACGACUAACUUUACUAAAGAAUACGAUGAAAUCAACGCACAACUUGAAAAGUUAGUACAAGAAAAAGAAGAAUUGAACGAAAAGUUCUUAACAGCGGAAAAUAAAAACAAAGAACUAAUGGAGAAAUUGAAAAAGUUUGCUGUGAAUUUCAAGAAGAAGACCACAGGAUACGCUGCCUUGGAAACAGAGUUCAGCGAAAUUCAAAAACAACUUCAAGAGAAGAAUGCGAAACUAGAAGAGAUGUUAACUCAAACAGAGUCUCUUCCAUUAAUGCAAGAUAAGCUUAUGAAUGCUGAAGAUGAAUUGAUUAGAAUAAAAACUCAAAACCAAGCCUUAGAACAGCAAAACGCUAAGCAUAUUGAACAUUUGCAUGGCGAAUUAAAAAUUACUCAAGACCGUUUAACGAAUGCUGUUAAUGAAAUUUCUGGCUUGAAUCAUUCAAUUCACGCCUUGGCCAGUGAACGAGACGCAGUUUUGGAGGAAAAUGUAUCACUUAAAAAUCAAGUCGACGCCUACAAUAAAAAAAUGGUCGAAUACGAAAUAGAACAAAAAAAUAGUACUAACUUUGUUACUAAAAUCGGUAGCUUGGAAACAGAAUUAAAUCAAAAGCAAAUUCAGAUAGAAGAGUUGACAAAUGCACUUAAUCUUCAAGAGCAACAGAUUAGUCAAGUUCGGUUUGGAUAUGAAGCUAAAAUGCAAGAAAGAGACUUAUACAUAGAAAGUCUAGAUACGGAAAUAACCAAAUACAAAAGUCGCAUUUGUCGCCUCGAGGAUACUAUAUCUACCAUGGAAGAUAGGCGUCACUCGUUAGAGCGCAAAGCGGAUCAGCUUGGCAGUCAAUUAGAAGAGAAACAUAAAGCUUACACGCAAUACACUAGCCAAGAAGAUGAGCUAGUGAGUAGAUUAGCUGUCUUAAUGGAUCACGAUAGAGUUGUUGAAAAACAACUGCACGAAAUCGAAAGUGAAAAUAAAGAAUUACAAUUCAAAUUACAACAUUUAAGUGACGAAAAUUUGCGUUUGAAAACUUCCUUAUCGGACAUACAAGAGUAUUGUAAUACACUAACCGAUAAAGCUAGUAAAACUGAUUCUGCAGAGUCUGAUGCUGUAAAAUACAGAACGCAAAUCAGUGAGCUCGAAAAUCAAUUAAAACGUAUUUCUCAGGAUCACCAGACCCUGUUAGUACAAAGAAAACACGAUGUCGAAGAACUAGAAACAGAGUUUAAUACACAAAUUGAAAAUGCCAUCAAAGAGAAGAAAAUACUGAGCGAGAAAUACGAAAAAACUUGUGAGCAUGUUAAUCAAUUAGACAACAAAUUACAGGAGUACGUGAAUACUAUUCAUACGCUAAAUCUAAGCAUUGAAGAGUUAAACAAAAUAAAUCAGGAGUUAAGAGAAAAUUCAACUAGUAAAGAACAAUUUCAAGCUGCGGAUUACACAGAGCAAUAUGUCAGCGAAAUAAAUAGAUUGAACUCUGAACUUAAUAAUAAAAAUCAAGAAAUUUUUGAUCUUAACAACAAAAUACAAUCACUCCAAAUCAACAAUGCGGCAGUAGUUUACAAAUUAGAGAGUGAUAUAUCGGAAUUAAAUAUUAAAUUACAGAAUAAUUCAAUGGAACUAGACCAACUUAUAUACAAAACUCAAGCCUUAACUCAAAAUAAUGAACAUCUGCAGUCACUGCUCGUACAAAAAGAUGAAGAAAUCAAACAAAUGGCUGAGAAUAAGAAAAUGUGUUUCGAAAUAAAUGUGCCCAAAACUGAAGGAAUGGUUAUAUCCUCAACUAUUGAACCUUUGAAAGGUGAGGUCAAACCUUUCGAUGUUUCCUCGCUUGAAACUCAAAUUCUUCCUGAUGUGCCCGUAAUUGAACCUAAACCUAAAACGAAAUCUCAGAAACUUACAAAGGAUACACAAGGACAAGUUGCGCCUUUGCACACCGGUACAGGAGUAGUCAUAGAGCCGGAAAUUGUAGCUAAGAAAGCUUAUUUGUGUUACAAAGGAGAAGAAGAUAUCCCACAAGAGUCUGAUCCAUUCAAUUCUGAUGAAGGUUGGGGCCUAGGAGAAGGAGAAGAAACAGCAGAUGUGACGCCAGGCUUGUCCCACUUGCAGGAACAACUGGAGCAACUUAAGAAAGAUAAUGACACUUUAAAAACCGAGAUUCAAACAAGCAAUACUAAGCUACUUAAAGCGAUGAAAAAACUUAAAGAACUUAAAUCUGCCAACGAAAUGUUGACAAAUGAACUUAAAAUAUCUAAGCAAAUAUCUCAGUCAUCAUUUUUGGAUUCUGCUAUCGAAGAUGAAUUGAGAAUAAAUAUUCAAGAUCUUGAGAAGAAAUUAGACGAAAUUAGUACUGAAUUAAACAAAGAAAAAAGAGAGAAGGAGGCUAUUAAGAAACAGAACGAUGUUAUCCAAAACGCUAAUGAAAGGUUAAUUGAAAUGAAAGAAAAAAUGGAGAGUGAAAUAGAACUUUGGAAAUUUAAAUUUAAGGAAGCGAAUGAUAAAAUGUCAACUUUGCAGUGGGGCGCAGAUUCAAAAGAUUCCCCAGAUCACAAGCCCUUUACCGCGGCUACAGACGCUAGCCAAGUACAUCUUUAUGAUGAAAUACAAAAACUUGAAAAAGAAAAUGACGAGUUACAUUCGGUGAUUGAGCAAUUAAACAAACAAAACAAAGAAUUAAGUUUACAACAAACUAGUUUGAAUGAAGAGUUAACUAAAAAAUUGAAUGAACAGCAUUCAACAUGUAAUAAUUGUAAAACCCUUGCAAGUCAAUUAGAUGAGAUGAAAACUUCUAAUCUCGACUUAUCGCGUAACAUUGAAGAACUAAAGAAGCAAUUGGGAGAAGUUGAACUUAAAUUUAAUGAAACUAGUAAAUAUGCCGAAUCAAUUAAAUCAGAUUACGAGCAAUUGCAAUCCUCGUCAACCAACAAUCAAAAAGAGUUAACUACAAAGAAUAAUGCGUUGGAAGAAGAAGUUCUUGCCUUAAAAACUGAUAUGAGUAACGCAGUGUCCAAAUCGUCCCAGUUAAUUAUUGAACUAGAAGCAGCCAAUGCCAAACUUCUUUGGUAUAAAAAUGAACAACAGGCUAAAUUAAAGUCUGACGAGUUUGACAAUGCCGCUCUUAAUCAGAAAUGUACUAACCUUGAGCAACAAUUAUUGGCCUUACAAUCUAGUUUAGAAGAAGCCAAUGUCAAACUUGCAGAUGUAGAGACAGAAAACGGAAACCUUUUGUUAAAAAUAAAGAAUAACGAGCUAGAAAUCAAUGAGUUGAAUGAGAAACUUAUAACUCGUAGUACAGAAAAUGACCAAAACAGCGAAUACAUACAUAAAAUACAAGAAUAUGAGCGGGAAAUAAAGGAACUUCAUGAUAAGCUUCAAAAUCUUAACAGUGAAAACGAUCAGCUAUUAUCCACUGUAGCCGAGCUGCGUUCUUCCGUGUCAACGGCCGUCGAUCAGAGGGGUUUCGAGAUAGCAGAACUGUGGAAACAACACUUAGCACAAAGAGAAACUGAUUUCCAGAACAUGGAGCAUGAACUUAGAGCUCAAUUGAGUGCCUCGGAAGCCAAAUAUGAACAACUUUUAGACAAUGUGCAAUCGUCCAGUCAAGAAGAAACUAACAAAUUAGUUACUAUGGAACAAGUGAGUUCGUUGCAAAAUAAAUUAAAAGAUAAGGAAGAACAUUUAAGUAAUCUGCAAGAUAAAUAUGCCGAAGUAAUGAAUCAAUUAGAUAUGUUACGCUCGGAAAUGGAAGAUGAGAAGCACAUGCAUGAAAACAAAUUAUUAGUCCAACAAGAGGAAUACGAGAAACAGUUACAAGAAGUCAUAAGCAGAAAUCAAGAAAACGCGGACGGAUUUAAACCAGUCAUUCAAUCUCUUGAAACUGACUUGGCCGUAACUAAAGAGGCAAAUGAUGGACUAAAACAGCAGUUGUUACAAUUAACUGAAAAAUUACAGCACGCGGAGUCUACAAUUAUUGAAAUGAAUAAUCAACUGCAAUUGAAAGACAGUGAUAUAUACCAAAAAACACAUGACUACACUAUUGCAUUAUCUCAGAGAAACGAAGAAUUUGAAAACGUUAGGAAAAUAUUAGUUGAUUACGAAAAGAAAGUGGAAGACUUAACCUAUGAGAAAGAAUCCGAACUGGCAGCUCUCAGAUUAAAAAUUCAUGAUUACAAUCAAGAUUUUGAUAAAUUACGAAACGAGUCCGAAGCAGAGAAAACACAAUUAGCUCAGGCACUGAAUGAAAAAAUAGUAGAAUGUACCAAUCUAAAUAAACAGAUAGUAGAUUUAAAUAAAAUUCUAGAAGAACAUUCCACAAAGGCUUCCGAAACUCAGGAGGUUUUAGAGAAUCAAGAGUAUGAAAUAGUGACCUUAAAAGACGAAAUAGCGAGUCUUCAAGAUGCGUUACGUUCGUCGAGUAGCAAGAUAGAAAAACACGUCAGGUUUUCUUCGGAUACUAAGCCUCCGUCCGAAGGACAGGCGGCCGAGGAAGUGAGUAGUGACCUGUUAGAUGCGGUGCCUAGAGCGGAGUUGGAUCUGGCGUUGUACAUGUUGCACCAGAGAGACGUCCGUUGCGAGGAGCUGACGAUGGAACUUACGCAGUUGUUAGAAGAGAGAGAUACGCUACAACUGCGUUUGUCGGACAGCCUUCGUUCGUGUGAGGAGAUCAAAUUGAAGUGUGUGGCUGCCGGGCUGGACGUGUCGACGAGCUCAAUAGAGGCGGCCGCGGAACCGAGUGUGAGCGUGGAGAAAGAACAGCAGUUUGUGGACACGCACCGCGGCCAGUCUCGAAGCAGCAGCAUAAGUGAUCCUGAUGGAGAGAAACCAAAGUUACAAGCCAAGUUAUCGGAGCUGCGCAGCGUGAAGCACAGUCGAGACGUAGUGCUGCGGCACGAGAGCGAGGCGAGGGAGCUCGGCAUGCGGCUGCUGCACCGCGACGUUGCCAACCUUCCUCCUGAAGCCGUGCACCAGCUGACGCAGGCGCAUCACACGCUCUCUCGAGACUCCCAAAGCACUUCUACCGUCCUCCUGAAUUGGCUCCGAGGCAAGAGCACGCCAAAAGUCGUCCACAUGUGAGUCUGAUUAUGCUUCCACCGUAGGGAAAACACGGUUUUAUUUCUAAGGACACUUUAAGGACUUCCACACUUACCGGAGAUACCGAGUGACAAAGUUUAGUAAUAUAAAAAAAGUUUAAGUGCCUGACAGCUUCUCUGACAUGAUUUCAUUAGAAUUUUUAUUCUUCAGAUCAUGUUACUUUUAAUAGGUACAGAAGAUGCACUUAUGUAUUAAAAGCAAGUUGGUUCUUUGAUCAUAACAAUAGCAGGGUCAGAACAGAAUAAUGUGAUACCCCAAACAAGGGGAUGCAAAAGUUAUAUACUAUGAUCGGUUGAAUCGGUUCUAACUCAUAAGUGUGGUAUGCCCUUAAUUAUAACACCAAUUUAACCGACAGUUCAAAUAAUUGGUGUUCUUUUAUUGUAAGUACACACAUUAAGAAAAUUAUAGAUAAUUAUAUUUUCUCAAACAUGCAAUGAAAUAUUGUCUUUACGUUCCUUAAAAUGGGCUGGGAAGUAUCGCUUUUUGGGCGCAACAACUCGAGAGAACUGUAAAGGGAUUUCAGGCCUAGGCCUGCAAAG
Leguminivora glycinivorella is the source of this 9539-nucleotide messenger RNA. RefSeq names its product protein lava lamp-like. The transcript has 10 exons. The record is from RefSeq and is a predicted model, not a curated record. The coding region runs from base 169 to 8982 and encodes 2937 amino acids. Lineage: Eukaryota; Metazoa; Arthropoda; Insecta; Lepidoptera; Tortricidae.